Messenger RNA from Mya arenaria, 2335 nucleotides. RefSeq names its product carotenoid-cleaving dioxygenase, mitochondrial-like. The record is from RefSeq and is a predicted model, not a curated record. Gene Ontology annotation, biological process: carotene catabolic process; retinal metabolic process. NCBI's taxonomy places the organism in Eukaryota, Metazoa, Mollusca, Bivalvia, Myida, Myidae. Gene Ontology annotation, molecular function: carotenoid dioxygenase activity; beta-carotene 15,15'-dioxygenase activity. Bases 110 to 1771 code for a protein of 553 amino acids. The transcript has 12 exons.
UGUGGUAUUUCUUUAUGUAACUGGUGUAUACCCAUUAAUGAAAUACAUGUAUAUGCUAUACACAAACCCGUUGUCAGAAUAUUGUGUUAAGACGAAAAAUUAAUAAGCUAUGGCGGAAUUACUUCAGAAAGUGGGGUUCAAAUACGAACAUGAACCAGAAGUUUCACACCCAGUUGCAGGCAAAGUUACAGGUAAAAUACCGGCCUAUGUCCGGGGUAGCCUGUACAGAAAUGGCCCGGGGAUGUACGAAUUUGGGGGACGGUCGUACAAACACCUCUUUGACGGAAUGGCACUCGUGCAGUGUUUCUGCAUAUCUGAGAAGGGCGCCACCUACCAGCGGCGCUACGUUCAGAGCGACAGCCUCCGACGCUCGCUUUCCGCCAACGCGCCCGUGACGUCACAGUUUGGUACCAGUGAAAUACCGGAUCCGUGCAAGAAUAUAUUCCAGAGGUACCUGACCUACUUUACAAGCGCACCGAUAUCAGACAAUACCCAAGUUAACGUGUUCCCUUUUAACGCGGGUCUUUACACAUCCUCCGAAACGCAAUAUUGGAACAGGCUCGACCCGGUCACGCUUGAGACAAAGGAAAAGGUGGACCUUCUGGAUGUUGGUGCAAUCAACCUAGCCACAGCCCAUCCCCAUAUAGACACAGACGGAACUCUGUUUAAUGUUUGCCACGUGUUUGGGAAGGGUUUGCCCACGGCUGUGUUAAAAAUCCCACCAAAAACAGACACCAGUAAAUGUGUGGGCUCCAUGCCCAAGGGCGGUCCCCUUUGCCGCCUUGACUCCCCUUGGAAAGCCCACGUGCAUUACCAUCACAGCUUCUGUAUGACCCAGAGCUACAUCAUUCUUAUUAACCAGCCGCUACUCUGGAAUGUUCCAAGGCUUGCUUUCCGGAAAUUCACUGGCGACAAUCCAUGCUCCGCGUUGAGGUGGUUUCCUGAAGGAACGUGUCGGUUCCGGAUUAUUGACAAGGCGACCGGAAACGAGGUUCACCCAGACCGGAAGUUCGAAGCAGACGCGUUUUUUACGUUCCAUACCGUCAACGCUUACGAAGACAAUGGGCAUAUUGUUCUCGACGCCGUUUGUUACAAAGACGCCGGUAUAAUCGACGCCCUCUACUUGAAAAACCUGACAUCAGACGUAAUUGAAGAAACGUUUAAACGGCUGGACAAGCCUAAAAUCAGACGUUACGUCAUACCACUAAACGUUGAUAAACCGCAAUCAACGGACCCUUCAAAGGAAGAUUUCGUUAAUCUCAAGGGGAUAAGGGCCACGUGCAAGAAAACAGCAGACCACACCUUUCUAUGUUCACCGGAUGUGAUCUCCGACGUCAGUGUGGAGUUUCCACAAAUAAACUACAACGUCCAUAACGGCCGGAUGUAUAGAUACAUGUACGGGGUUGGUAUCCAUGACGACACGACAGGACUCAACAGUCUGAUAAAGUUCGACAUGCAGACAGGAAAGCACAUAACAUGGCGGGAAAGUGGGUGCUAUCAGUCUGAGCCCGUGUUUAUAGCGAAUUCGGAAACCAAUACUGGACAAGAAGCUAGUGCGGAGCUUGAAGAUAAUGGAAUUCUGCUAUCAGCGGUCAACAAGCGUCUUCCGGAUGGCGGCAGCGAGUGCUUCCUACUGCUACUGGACGCCGUAAAUAUGACGGAAGUUGCGCGUGUCGAAUUUCCAGGGGUCGCAAACUUUCCAACAGAUUUUCAUGGCUCGUUCGCAUCGGAAGCUUGGACCAAUAAGGCUGCAUCACUCGAUGCGCAAUAGAUAAAAAUGGCUUAUUAGUUCGUCAUAGAUAUACAGGCGCUUAGUUCAGUGUGUGUAUACCACGUGAUAAAUUGCGUCAUAAAUGCUACGUCGGAAGGCAAUAUUUUUAUUUGAUAAAAUACUUUAAACAAAGAUAACUUCACUAUUUCUUCACCAUUUUAAAUGAAACAUAGCGCAGUCUACGCCGCUUUCGGAGCUCUACCUUCGGUCUUUUACAAGAAUUUGAUUGCGAGUUUAGUUUCUUAAAACACUUAGACAAAGCUUUUUGUAAUAUGGCCGUCUGACAGAGCACUGUCAAAACCUUAUUUUGGAAACAUGUUUGUUGAAGUGUUUAAGGAAACUAAUGACCUCAUAAAAUUUCGUAUAUAAAACAAAUGCGGGGCUCUUUAAGCGGUAUAGACUGCCCUUUGUUUCAUAUAAAAAGGUUUUGUAAAUGAAAAGUUAUGUUUGAUUUAAGUCUUCAUUUUAAGCAAUUUUUGCCUUCCGACGUUGCAUUUAUGACGUAAUUUAUCACGUGGUAUACACACACUGUAGUUUGAAAUAUUGAAACACUUGUUCAAUAAA